AUGGAAACUGGUUUACUCGUGGACUCACGGUCACUAUCAUUCCCUGACUACCCAGAUAUCGAAAAGGCAUAUGUUAACCACUUGUCCUCGAAUGAUCAACCAGCAAACAGAGAUAUAUUGAAACCAGGAUCUUUAACAGAAGAAAUUCAGAAAGCUAGAGAACAUAUCAAAACUUCUUUGGAUCGUGUUUCUGCUUCCCGGCCAUUUGAAGUGUCACGUUUAGAUGAAUUGGAAAAAAUCGUUUCCAAUUUGGUUAAUCGCAUAUCCGAAAUUGAGUCGCGAUUAGGGAGCUUGAAGAUAGUGGAUGGGUCUGGCGAAACGAGCAAAAAACCAGCUGAAGACGAUGCAGUGUCCGAUCUUUUUGGUUCAGAUAGCGAGGAUGAUCGAGAAGCCGAACGUGUCCGGGCUGAACGAGAGGCUGCUUAUCUCGCUAAGAAAGCCUCAAAGCCGUCUGUUAUAGCCAAAUCAAGCAUCGUCCUUGAUAUUAAACCAUGGAGUGAUGAGGUGGAUAUGGACGAGCUUACCUCUUUGGUUAAAAGUAUUCAAGCUGACGGUCUUUUAUGGGGUCAGUCCAAACUAGUGCCCGUUGCUUAUGGUAUCAAGAAGCUUCAAAUUUGCUGCGUUGUUGAAGAUGAUAAGAUUGGAACUGACUUCCUUGAAGAAUCUAUAAUGAUGUUUGAAGACCAUGUUCAGUCAGUUGACAUUGCAUCAUUCAACAAAUUGUAA
This is a messenger RNA of Trichobilharzia regenti, 726 nucleotides long. NCBI's taxonomy places the organism in Eukaryota, Metazoa, Platyhelminthes, Trematoda, Strigeidida, Schistosomatidae. The record is from the annotation of a GenBank genome assembly.